This is a messenger RNA of Mytilus californianus (California mussel), 8334 nucleotides long. RefSeq lists its product as uncharacterized. Gene Ontology annotation, molecular function: protein binding. The record is from RefSeq and is a predicted model, not a curated record. Lineage: Eukaryota; Metazoa; Mollusca; Bivalvia; Mytilida; Mytilidae. The coding region runs from base 149 to 7438 and encodes 2429 amino acids. The transcript has 23 exons.
AUACUUUACCUGGUUGUAUUUAGUGUUAUUUCUUCCUGAUACGAAAACCAUAUUACACACAUACAUACGGUGUAUAUGAAUUUCUUUAAACGAAUUAAGGUUUAAAUUCAAAAUGAAUACGCAGAUAAACAUAUUUGAAACCUCUUAAAUGGCGACAGAUUCUCCGUGUGAGGAUAAAAUCAAACGAGCUGUAAAGAAAAAAGAUGUGGAAACUAUUCUCCGUUUGUGUGACGAUAUUUCUUACAGAACAAGUAUUCUAAACUUCAGAAAAGAUGGAAGGCGAUUAGUGCACGUUGCAGCUCAGUUUGGUUCUGUAAUAUUACUUGAAAAAUUAUGUAGCAUUGGUUCCGAUUUAACAGUUCUAAGUCAUGAUACAUAUGAAUAUCAUAAUGGUGGACUAGAUACUACUUUACAUAUUGCAUGUGCAUGUGGUCAUAUCGAAGUAGUCAAAUACUUGCUUCAAACUGUACAAAAUGUUUCAUUCAAAAAUGUAGCGACGAUUAAAGAUAAAGAUAAAAGUUACAGAAAUGCAUUUUACUAUGCAGCACAGUCAGGAAGUGUUGAGGUUGUGAAAUGUCUUCAAACGCUUGGAAAACUAGACAUCAAUGAAAUUUUACCGCAUAAUAGAACAACGCUAUCAGUAGUUGUUGCAGAAACUGAUUCUGCAAGUGCACAAAUCUUGUGUGAAUGUGGUGCCAAUGUUAAUCUUGGAACGUUUGAACGAGGACUUAAACCUAUUCAUUAUAUAGUAGAAAAACCUAAUAGUGCUGAAAUAAUUAAAGUCUUAUUGAAUUUUGGAGCAAACGUAAAUGAACCCUGGGAGAAACAUUCGAGAAGAUCAUGGUUACGACAGUCUCCACUUUUCAUGGCACUUAAACACGGCUUUGCUGAUAAUGCUAAAAUCCUUAUAGAAGGCGGGGCGAACGUGUCUUUUGUUGGCCAAGGUGCGAAUUUGGGUUCAAUAAGUUGUUUUAGUUUGGCAGCAAAGAGAUGCCCAGCAAUAAUUUCGGAAUUUCUCAAACAUGGAGCCGAUCCAAACGAAUCACUCAAUGGUCAAUCUUUGUUUAUGAUGGCCAUGGAUGAUUAUGCCUCCAGUGAUACGAUAAAAGCCUUUGUGGAAGCCGGAGCCGAUGUUAACCAAAAUAGAAAUGGGAAAACGCUCAUUCAAAGUUGUACAUGUUACGAACAACUGAGGCCAUUUAUCGAAGGAGGAGUUUCUGUUAAGAUAAUAGAAUCCAAACAUAAGGUUUAUACAAUAUCACUAGCUCUUGAAAGUAGGUAUACAUCAGACACAAAAUCCUUAUCGGAUUUGUUAUCAAAAGGAGCCGAUCCAAAUUUGAAGCCAGAGGGCAAAGACCCCCCAUUGAUUGUGGCAACGAAAAAGAAUCUAUCAGAAGAUGUAGAAUGUCUGAUAAAGGGAGGUGCUCAAUUAGAUGACGUUAGUAGAGAUGGAGAUACUGCAAUUGUGGUGUGUUGUAAGAAAGUAUCGCAUUCCUGUUUUCAAACACUGAAUAUUUUGAUUGAUUCCGGUGCCUCACUGAAUAUAGCGAGCAAUGAAGGGGAAUAUCCCUUAGAGUUGCUGGCCCAACGAAUUGAAAAGGACAAACAUUCUGGUGCCAAUCUGAUGAGACAUUUAUUCGGAUACCAGUCUUCACACAAAGAAGAAAUAGAAAAUUGUGUCACUAAAAUGUUAGCGAAAGGAGCUAACCCAAACAUUACAAAGAAGGGCAACAAUUCACCUUUAAUCAUAGCAGUGCAAAAACAGUCAGAAGAUUUUGUUCAAAUAAUGUUGGAUGCUGGAGCACAUAUUUUGCAUGUUGGUGAAAAUCAAAGAACAGCUUUAGAUCUAUGCUUUAUUCGAGGUUCAAGGUCAAUUAGAGAUAUUAUUGUCAAAACAUUCGUCGAUAACCUAAAAGGGUACACGACGUCAGAUACAGUAGGUCCAUACCUUGUUAACUUGUUGAUAGAAAACGGUGUUGAAGAUUCGAUUGUAGAAUAUGCUGUAUCGAGAGGACUAAAUCCAAAUCGAGUCAUGCUUUGCGAAGACUCUCCAUUGAUGAAAGCUAUCAAAAGAAGAAGAUACAAAAUAAGCUGUGCUCUUAUUGAAGCAGGUGCAGAUGUAAUAUAUGCAAAUUCUGAUGGAACGAAUGCUUUUGAUAUAUUUUCAGAAAUUUGCAAGAAGUUACAGAAAAGUCAAGAUACAAACAAAAGACAUCGGUCAAAACCUAAACGUUUGUAUCCAAGAAAUACAGAAACUGCCGAAGAUAUGGAUGAGCAAAUGUCGACAGAUAUUCUGACUAAUUUAUUUAGAUGUUUUAUGGUGUCGGGUAUUGAAGUAAAUAAACCGACCAAGUAUGGUAUAUAUCCGCUUCAAAUCCCAAUUUGGCUUAAUAGUUUCGAGAUGACGAAAUGGUGUCUUGAACGAGAUGCGGAUGUGAACAUUGUAAACGAUUUAAACAAUGCACCUUUGACAAUUGCACUUGAAAAUGGACAAAUAGAUAUUGUACAACUCCUUCUGGAUUCCAAGGCGAAUCUUAACUUUACUGGACAUGUAAGGUCGGAGACUGAAAUUAAGGGUAAGGAAAGCAAGAACAAAGAUUGUAUCGAUGACGAUAUUGAAGAUUCUUUGUUGACUACAGUAAUACGUGGUAAUACAAAUACAAAAGAAGUGCUUGUAAAGAUGCUUUUAAAAGUAGGUGCUGAUCCAAAUAUUUCUGUAAAAGGCGACGACUCACCGUUACUACAUGCUGUUCGUUCAAGAAACAUUGAAAUUAUUAAGAUUCUCCUUGAAGCAGGUGCAGACGUGAAUCAUGUUGGAUUGAACAGUUAUACUGCUCUACAUGUUUAUUUUCAACAUGAUGGCAAUGAAAUUAGUUCAUACACGCAAUUUUUAAAGAAAGAUAGGCAAAUAAGAGGACACUCUGGGCCUUCGCAAAUCUUACAACUGUUACUCAGUGCAGGAGCACCAACACUGUCUUUGUCUGUUUCAAACGAACUUCCAGUUCAUUUUGCCUUACAGUUGUGCGCACAAAUAGAGGAGGGAGAAAGUGAAGAAGAUAUUCGUCUUUUGUUAGAUUACUACAAAGAUGUAAACAUUCCAGAUAACAACGGAAAUACGCUUUUAAUACUUGCAUGUGCGGAGUUUACUUUUAAUAUCAUCAACAAAAUCAUUUUACAAGGAGCUGAUGUAAAUUACAGCGGAAACAAUGGUUUAACUGCUGUGCAAGCACAUAUGGAUAGUGAGAUAUUUGACAAAGAGGUAGUAUCAUUACUCAUUAAAAAUGGGGCUGAAAUCAACAAGAUAAAUGAUUUAGGAGAAACUGCCUUGAUUCGCUAUAUCAAAAGAGGAAGACAACACGCUUUGGAAAAGAAUGUUUUGUUCUUAAUUGAAGUUGGUGCUGAUCCAAAAACUAGUGUAAAAGAUUGUAAUUCAGCGUUAAUAGAGGCUUUAUCUCUGAAUCUAUUUAACAUAUCCAUUUGCCUUCUGAAAGCUAAUUCCGAUGUUAACCACGUUGGAGCAAAUGGCACAACUGCUCUUCAAGUUAUACUUAGAAAAGUUAAAACUACAGAGGUAAAAUGCUCUGAAGAGAAAGACGUGGCAGACAGAGAAUUCACUUUUCCAGUCACGACUGAUGUAGAAAGAGUAAAACAAAUCCGAAGCGUAGUUUAUACUUUUAUUACUCUACUUCUGAGUGCUGGAGCAGACGUCAAUUUCGUAUCAAAAGAUGGGGAAUCACCAUUAUAUAUUCUGCUUAAGCUACAUGACACAGGAUUGGUUAAUGUGAUUCUUCGACUUUUCAUUGAGAAGGAAGCAGAUCCAAAUAAGGGCCUCGAGGUGCCGUUGAUUUUAGCUGCUGAACUAAAUAGACAGAAGGCAUUGAAAAUGUUACUGGACGCCGGUGCAACGGUUGAUAAAUUGAAUCAACACGGUGAAACAGCACUUAUCACGUCUCUACGCGCUUUUAGUAAAAGUCUCGACGUUAAAAACAUCGGAACAGUCAAAAUACUUCUUGAAUCUGGAGCUUCGUUUUAUUUGAAAGAUACACGCGGAAAUAUUCCUCUUUCAUUGCCGUUUAUGUCGGGAACGCAUGCGUUGAAUAUCAACCCUAAAUGUGAUGUUAUCAUAAUGAUGAUGCUUUCAACAUUACUUGAAAAAGGUGCAUGCCCUAAUAAGCAGCCAGAUGGUGAAGAUUCUUCCCUGAUGUUAGCAGCUGAGAAUUGUCUUCCGGAAUGUGUCAAACUGCUUCUAAAAUCCGGUGCUCAUUCAGAUCAUAUAGGGAAGGACGGAAAAACAGCUUUACAUAAAUGUAUCUCAGCAACAGGAUUUCUUCCAUGUAGAACCAGUCGUUACAGAACAACAGGCAAGCAUAGUUCUAGAUCUGGUACAAUGUUGGAAAUGGAAAAUUUCGUAAAUUUGGAGGAUAAAAAAAGGACCGACAAAAAUAGACUAAAAAUACUAGAAUUGCUUUUAUCACAUCGCGCGCGUGUAAACGUUGACGAGGAGGGACACGAUUCACCUUUACUGCUUGCCAUACAAUAUGAAGAUAUUGAAGCAAUUAAAGCACUACUCAAAGCAGGGUCAAACCUUUUUCACAGAGGAGUGGAUAGGCUUAAUGCAUUCGAAAGAUGUCUAAAGUCAGGAUACAGUGGUGGUUUGACGAUAUUUGACAUUUUACUCGAGCAUCAAACACCAGAGAAAGAUAGUAUUGACAGCUUGUUUCAUCUGUUAUGGGAAUACGUGAAAGGAAGGGAAUUAUUUAGAAAGCCUCUUCUUGAAGGCGUUUGUGUGAAGUUAUUGUCGACAGAUAUAGAAAUAACGGUUGAUUUAGGCACGUCGAAUGAGGAUUCUCCGCUCAUCUAUUUUUGUCAGUUACAAUGUUUGGAAGUUGUAAAGAUGUUACUUGCAAGAAAAGCUGAUGUUAAUCAUAUUGGAACUGGUGGGAAAACUGUCCUACACACUUUGAUAGAUAUGACAAACAAAGAUGCGUCUGAUUUUCAGCAAAUGGUGGAAAUGAUUUUUUGCGCAAAACCAAAUUUUGAUAUAAAAGAUGAGUGUGACAAAUCACCAAUAGAAGAAUCUGCCUACAAAUAUCAUCACCAAUAUUUUCAUAAUUUUUCAGACCUCACAAAUGUUGGUGUGUUAGUACAACAUUUAUUAGACGCUGGAGCUAGUCUUCCCUCCAGUGACCUAGACAAACUUUUGAAAAAGGCUGCAGAAAAUGGUGACUUUAGGACAAUGGAAAGUGUUUGUCGUCACGGAGCAAAUAAAGACAUGACAGACAAAAAUGAGAACAUGAUAUUACACAUAUGCUGGUCAAAGACAUUAGAUGGAGCACUGCAAUUUCUCGAAUACUACAAGGCAGAAGAUGGAUCUCUCAUCAAAAUCAAUAAGGACGGUAAUUCACCAUUGCUUGUAUUAUUGAAUGAACAAAGAGAUAAAAGUGAGAAAAUAGAGACUCAAACUGCCAAUAUAGCAGCAUAUUUUAUGAAAAAUACUAAUACUAAGAUUUUAGAUAAAUAUGGAAAUUCACCAUUGCAUGUGGCUGUGGAAGCUGGUAUGGUCAAAACAGUAGAGGCUCUACUCGCAUCUGGUGCAAUUGCUAGUAAGCAAAAUCUAAAAGGUCGCACAGCCCUUCAUGUAUGCUUAGAAAAACCGAAAUCAAAUAUAGUAGAAGUUGUAUCAAAGAUUAUGGAAAGUGAAAACCCAUCAGUUGAACUUGAAGUAUCAGGUAAAACACCUCUUUACUUAGCGACAAAUCUUUACGAACGUUACUACAUGUACGACUACAACUGUACAAAAGAGAUGAUGAAACAGCAGUCGCGAGUUGUUGAGGUAUUAAUUCAACAUGGCGCUAAUCCAAACAGUCAUAACCGUAGUAAUAUUCCAUUGCUAUCAGCUGUAAAAGCAGGCGAUAUUGACACUGUGUCUCUUCUUUUGGAAACGGGAGCUCUGGCUGAUGUUACUGAUGAAAAAGGACAAUCAGCAAUCCAUGUACUUUUCAGUGAAAUGCCACACAUCUCUAAAGAUGCUGAAAUGGUAUUGUUGCAACUUCUUAUUGAUAAUGGAAUAAGUGUAAAUGCCACUGACGAUGACGGAAAAUCUGCAUUGAUUGUUGCUGUAGAGCGUUAUGAAGAUCGAAAGUUCAGACAACGAUUUGUAUCGCGCAAAUCGAAUCCUUCUUUUACAAAUAAUAUAAUCAACGAAUUGCUUCGUCAUGGAGCUGAUGUCAAAGCAGUGGACAAGAGAGAUCGAACUGCACUUAACAUAUUUUGUCAAAAAGGGUCUACGAUAGAAAUCGGAAGAAGUCUUCUCAAAGCAGGGGCUGAUCCAUCAGUAGGAAAUUGUUUACAGUCAGUUUUAGAUAACCGCGAGUUGCGCGAAAAUCCGGAAUUAUUUAUGGAGCUUCUUAAAAAUGGGGCUAACCCAAAUAUGUAUUCUGGAGGUGGUUCCAAUCUUAUUGAUGCUACUAAAAAGGGAACGAAGCCAUUAGUAGAGGAAUUGUUGAGAUAUGGUGCUGACGUCAAUUUUGUAGACUAUGAAGCAAAAGGUGCUCUCCACUAUGCAUGUGCAUGUGAAAUAGAGACACCAAAAGAGAGAAGUGAUAUUAUUCAUUCGCUGAUUACGCAUGGGGCAAAGCUUAAUCAAAUUUCUACAGAAUUCAGAAGACCUUUAGAUUGCUUGAUAUAUAGAAUGAUUAAAGAUAUCCAGGAGCUUAAAAAACUUCAUGAUGAGAUUCACAGUUUUCAAUAUUUGAAGAUAGAUUUGUCAUCAUUUAAUUACCUUGUCCGAUGUGGUUGCGAAUUAGCUCCAAUUGAGGAUAUAGACACUACAUACUUCCAUGAUGAAUAUCGCAUGAUACCAGAUUUUCCAAAUGAAACAUCGUCAUUUUUAUUCCUCAUAAAAAACGGAUUGUUAACUGCUGCAACCUUUUUAAUACGAUGUGGAUGGGAAAUUGAAAAGGAGGAAUGGAUUGACAGUUUUGAUAUAAGUAAACUGGAUGUGUCAACUGUUCAAAUCAAAUAUGAAAGAUGCAACAGAAUAAACAUGGAAAAAGCAAAAGCAGAUUUCUGGAACUUUUUGGAAACUUUCAGAAAAAGUACAAGAUCACUGUCAAUGCUUUGCAUAAAUAGUAUUAGAAAACAAAUGUUGUCUGCGUCGAGUGGAUCAGAGAUUGAAACUAAAAUAGAGGCACUACAAGUUCAAAAGAAAAUUAAGUCAUUUAUAAAUUUGACUGAAUUUAUGCAAGACGAGGAAAUUAUUAUGUUGGAGGAAACAGAGAGAGCACCACCUCGAAAUCGCCUUGGCUUCGGUGUAAUGUCGUCAAUGUUGGAUUCGAACACAUUUGAUUCGGCAACAUAUGAAUAUUCUGCUUCGACGUACCUGUAUAAUGAUGAUGAUUUAUCAUUAGAAGACAUGAUUGAUCAGGAGCUAAUGUAGUCUAUAAUAUUUUCAAAAAGACAAACAUGGAAACACUUUUUGUGUUAGAUUACCUAAUUGUUUUAAAGUAAAUAUUUUUGUAUAUAAGAAUUUGAAAUAUUGUACAUUCGCCAAUCUAUGCAAAAUCGCUAAAAUCGACUUUCUUUGUUUUGAAAACGAUAAAUGUGCUCGAUAUACUUACUGAAGUGUAAUGAGAUAAUUAGUUUUCUAUGUUGUGUUUUGUAAGCUAUUGUUUUCUUCUGAUCGUUUUUCGUUUUUAGCCAUGGGAUUGUUAGUUUGUGUUCGACUUAUGAGUUUGAAUAACACUUUGGUAUCUUCCGCCCUUCUUUUUAAGCGAUAAAUUUCCCUUGACAUUUAUGUACGUUACGUCAAAAAAGUUUCAUAUGGCACCAAUAGCGCUCAUUAUAUGGCAGACUUGUUCCUGUAUUGUUAUAAAUCACAGUUUAUUGUCAAACUCGGUAAAGAUUUGUUUAUUUUACGCAAAAAUAUCUUCAAUAUUAUUGAAUUUAUCAAUUAAAUUAAUAUGAACAGCAACAUGUGAAACUCUAUUCAAAACUUUAAAGUAAAGGAUGUUUUUUUCGUUUCCUAUUGUUAAUUUUCUUGGAUAGUGAUUUUCAUUUCCCCCCCAUCCGUGUGUAUAUUUCCAAACUCGUUCGCCUUGCGGGCGUAUACGUAUUUGGUAACGUUAUACAUUUUAAUGAACGUUAUAGCCAUAAAUAUCCAUAAAUAUAGCCAAGACUGCAUUAAAUAAGUUACGUAAAUUAUCGAUCCUUUUAUAAACUUAUUCUGAAAGGUGAUCAAUUUAACGGACUGAGUGUAAUAUAAUUUUUGAAUGUUGAUUUUAUCGGAAAUUGGAUGUUUUUUUUUAUUUAUGAAAUAAAACAUAACUAAUUGAG